Melampsora larici-populina 98AG31 is the source of this 849-nucleotide messenger RNA. RefSeq lists its product as uncharacterized. The transcript is spliced from 5 exons. Bases 1 to 849 code for a protein of 282 amino acids. Lineage: Eukaryota; Fungi; Basidiomycota; Pucciniomycetes; Pucciniales; Melampsoraceae. The record is from RefSeq and is a predicted model, not a curated record.
AUGUAUGAUUUGGACGGGAUCCACUUGGCUGAGUUUCACACUUGGGCUUGCUUAGACUGCAAGACUUACUAUCGGCCGUCCUAUUAUACUCACAAGAAGGCUAGGUUUUACUACUCAGACAAUCAGCGUGCAGACCCACAACAUUUCCAGGUGCAUUGCCACUUCGGCAUGAGUUACCGACUUGCACGCAUGUUUUGGCAAUCCCAGAUGCUUGGACAUACCUCUCACUUCAAUUUAGCCAAUCUGUUCAACGUUACCCAUUUCAAUUCUCAGCAGGUACCGACUCACGCUGGAACAUCCCAUUCUUUCUCUCCAAAAAUGUCUCCCGAACUGGCUCGCGAUGCCGUGGACCUUUUUAGCCUUCUCCGACGUUGUAAGCGCCGCGGGGCUAUCCUUCAGCUCAAUGCGCACGGUCAACAAGAGGAUCGUUUGUUACCUACGAUGGCGCGCGAGCUACAUCACGUGGCCAACCAUGGCUCAAAAUAUCGCGAUCAUUUCUGUUCGUAUUGUGUCAAAGUAUUUGAGGUGGAGCACGGAGGAAACGUUGCACUCAAGGCAAUUCGCGCAGUAGUGACCGAUGGUCUCACCAUUGGCCAUUGGCGCUGCAGUGCUUCUUCGGUUCAGCUGGAAGAACUGGCCCAUCGGGCCAACGCUCCUCCACCCAACGGGGUGGUGCGUCGCGCAACCUUGCACUUCCCUGGCGGCCGAAAAUUCAAAAACUUGUUUGAACCCCGCUCACAUAGAGGCAAUGGAGGCCUUCGAAAUCCGCAAGAAGAAACCCUUCACCCUAAAAUCGAUGCUGAAUCGGCCUGGUUCCAAUCUGCCGGCCGAUCCUUCCGUUCACCUUAA